AUGGGUUGUGCUUUUGGUAUGCUGGGCUUGAAAUAUGUCUUCAAUUACCUUGCAGCUAGUGUUUGGCCCCAUGUCAGAGAUGGAGAAGAGAAUACUGGUACUAUUGGAAACAUAUUGCAUGAAAUAAGGGAUCAGAAACUGGCACUGAUAUAUUGUGGUUCUUGCACAGAAACAGCUGAUAUUGAUGGAGAACAGUCUAGUCUGCUAGACUGUGAAAUAGAUAUUCAGCAGAGCAGGCAAUUAUUCACGGAAGACCGAUCAACGCAAACAUUGAUAAAAACUGAGCUGGCGUUCAUGAAUUCUUUUUCAGCAAGGAAGGCUGAGUAUAAUAGCAGCGACUCUGACAAGGAGAGCUCUUUUAUAUUUUCUGUGACAUCGUCACCUUUCAUAGAACACAUUUCUGAGAUAUCGGAGCCCAGGAUAGAGCAAAUGGAAGCUUCUUCAGCUAAAGGUAAGGAUAUUUCAUGUCGAAAUAUUCAUUUCCCUAGAAAGUCUUUGGAAGAGGAGAGCUGUAACGCUAAAAUGAGUGCGGAUAAUCGAUGGAUUGAAAGUCAAUCUGGAGUUAUUUCACCGGAGCCUGUCACACCACCGGAUCAGAUUCUUGCUUGGGGCGAGAUGCCUUAUUCCAGAGAGAGAAAGCGCCGGGCUGCUCAAAGAGCGCAGAGGGAAGCAAAUCAACGCAUGUCUGAAAUGCAGAAUGCGAAAUUUCCAGCACACCAUCAGUCGAGCAGCACCUUGACAGACUCUGAUGAACCUGGAAACCUAGAUAGCCCGGAGGUUGAAUAUCAAUAUACACCGCAAUCAGACAGGCACGAAAAUUACGCGCCGUAUGUUAACCCGGUCGAUGGCAUUAUUUAUUACUUCCGAUUCUCCCCGGUACCCUUUAAGGGAUUCGGGAACAGUACGUUAGGUCCUUCGCGAAGCCCCAGUCCCCAAAGUGAGGCCGACGAUGAGGAUUUCAUGGAUGAAGUUGCCCUUAGCCCAACCCCCUUGAUUGAUGGGAGCGGUAGGAGGGUUAUAGUCGACACGGUUGGCUGGCGGCAGUGGAAUUUCGAGACCGAAUGUAAAAUAAACGAGAGUGUCUGCCGGCUCUCGGGCGACGUGAGAGGAAGGAAAGAUGCAGAAGAAGGCGGUGAUCAAUACAUGUCUGUAUGA
This is a messenger RNA of Ophidiomyces ophidiicola, 1155 nucleotides long. RefSeq lists its product as uncharacterized. The coding region runs from base 1 to 1155 and encodes 384 amino acids. Lineage: Eukaryota; Fungi; Ascomycota; Eurotiomycetes; Onygenales; Onygenaceae. The transcript is spliced from 3 exons. The record is from RefSeq and is a predicted model, not a curated record.